This is a messenger RNA of Alosa alosa (allis shad), 1533 nucleotides long. RefSeq names its product complexin-3-like. NCBI's taxonomy places the organism in Eukaryota, Metazoa, Chordata, Actinopteri, Clupeiformes, Clupeidae. Gene Ontology annotation, cellular component: terminal bouton; SNARE complex. Gene Ontology annotation, molecular function: syntaxin binding. Gene Ontology annotation, biological process: neurotransmitter transport; regulation of neurotransmitter secretion; synaptic vesicle exocytosis. The record is from RefSeq and is a predicted model, not a curated record.
AGUUGCUCUCAGACGGCGAAUCACAGUUAACCAUGUGUGCCAAGCGCAUCAUGCAAAAGAGCGCGUAAUCCAGACACAGAUUGGAUUGGGCAAUACGAGAGGGGGGAUUGGGGUGAGGAAAACCAGGAUUGGUUCGAAUAGGCAGUCAAACUUGUUGACUCUUGAGUCCUCGGCUGCUCUUCAUAGACUAACCUUGCCGCGGCGGAGGAGCUGUCCGCUGUCGUUAGUGCUGAAACGUUAAUCGCUGCGAUCCCACGGGGAGGACACAUCUCAGGAAACUGUUUGGGGGUGACUUUAUCUCCAUCGUACGAAUGAGUGUGAUCGUCCACUGACCAGAUCUGAAGUGCCUUUUGUUGGAUUUACUCCGCGUUCCGCUGGACAUCUCCAAAGCAACCUUUGCCACAACUCCUGUGUGAGGGGAAGGGUUUCACUGGCGCAUAAAGGACUCCGUGAAACGCACGAUGGCUUUUCUAGUGAAACAAAUGGUGGGGGGUAAACUGAAAGACCUCAAAGGAGACCUGGGAGUGGACAAACCCGAAGGAGAGAAGUCCGAGGCGGCCGCCAAAGGAAUGACAGAAGAAGAGUUCGAACAGUAUCAGCAGCAGUUGCAGGAGGAAAAGGAGGAGCGAGAGGCCGAUGUUGCACAGAAGAAGGCCGAGCGAGCAACAGUGCGGACUCACUUUCGUGAUAAGUACAGACUCCCAAAGAACGAGCUGGACGCAGAGCAGAUCCAGGCGGCACGAGAUGACGUGGAACUCCCCGAGGAGCUGGCUAAGAUGAUUGCCGAGGACAACCAGGAGGAAGCGCAGAAGUCCUCUGUCCUCGGGCAGCUGUCCAGCAUUCAGAACGUGGACAUGGAUCACCUGAAGAACAAGGCCCAGGCCACAUUAGAGGACCUCAAGAACAACGCUGAGAAGUGUGCUCUCAUGUAAUCACUCUUUUGCUUUCUCCCUCUGUCUCUCUCACUCUCUCUAUCUGACUCUCUCCCUCUGACUUUCAUUCUCUUGCAAUAACUAGAUUAUCUCUAUCUAUCUAUCUAUCUAUCUAUCUAUCUAUCUAUCUAUCUAUCUAUCUAUCUAUCUAUCUAUCUAUCUAUCUAUCCAUCCAUCUAUCUAUUUGUCUACCAGAGGUACACUUUGCAUAAAUAGCUCUUAUAGUAAAGUAAAAUGCUACUGAGUUCUCCCUACACACACACACACACAGAUUACACACACACAUUUACACACACAGUCACAAACUUCCAGUCUCUAGCUGUGUAUGUGCUGAGCACGAGACCAUGUACUUUCCAAUGAUACAUUCCUGGUGACAAAGGCUGUUACCUUUGUGUAACUGACACAGCCACUCUUCCAAUUACUGCCAGUAGUUCAGACACACCUCAGCUAACUCUGUCCAGGGUGGUGUUUGCAAACAAAAUGCCGCCUACAUGUAUUAAAAGUUGCUGUUGUACUAAAGGGUAUUCAUGUAAAUCACUGUUUGCCUGCAUCUUUGACCUUGGCCUUCAUGUGUCCGUGUCUGUGUCCUUGGCUCCAGCUA